AUGAAGAGUCUCACAAUUUUUGUUGCUAUAGUACUAUUUUCAAGCUGUGUCACAUCUCAAUUCCUUGACACAACAGAUGAUGAAGAGAUCCAAUGGUCGGGUUACUCUAAGGCCCCCUCUAAGGCGCCUACCCACAAACACAAUCCACAUGAGAAAAUUAAGAAGUGCUUUUUCAGUUACAAGAUGGUAACAAAAUGUUUGAGUAAGGCGUUAACCAAAAGACCAAACAUUGAUUUUGAGUCUGACUGCUGCGCCACGAUCGAGAAGUUGAAUGAAAACUGUAAGCAUACAGAAUUGGGAUCAUUCAGUAACAACUAUGUUCACAAACAUUGCUCUAGGAACAAUGCUCCUACUCCGGCUUAG
Eruca vesicaria subsp. sativa (arugula) is the source of this 363-nucleotide messenger RNA. Lineage: Eukaryota; Viridiplantae; Streptophyta; Magnoliopsida; Brassicales; Brassicaceae. The record is from the annotation of a GenBank genome assembly.